AUGAGCAUAGAAGCUACAAAUGAAGAUACGUUACCGGCUGGAACAGCGAUAUCGAUUAAAGAGCAUGAAGAUGAAAAAAAUGAAGAUGAAAUAAUUGAAAAAUUAACAAAAGCGAUUGAAGAGCAUAACGAGCAUGACGACCCUUCAAAAAAGGAGGACCCUUCACAAAAGGAAAUAAUUGAAAGAUUGAGAAAAGCAAUUGAAAAGCAUGAAACCUCUUUAGUACAGAAAAUAAUUGAUGUUUGCUUGAACGAUUAUAAACCAUAUUCUAUGCUCAUAGUUGUUAAGGUGCUUCCGCAGCUUGCCGUUCAGUAUCCAUACAUAUUAUCCGAAUUUUUGGAAAAAUGCGCUUACAUCAAGGUUCCACCGAAAUUUAAGUUUCGCGUUUCUAUUUUCGACACAAGUUAUGAAAAAUUUUUUGUUUCAACGAGUAACAAAGCAUCAUACACGGAUUGUUAUAUACCGCUGCCCGGCCUAUUUAACGGUCCCUUUGAGGAACUAGUCUAUCUUCAUUCCACUGAGACUUUUCAAUCUCCGGUUUUCGAUGCCAUUGUUAUGCGGCUGCGGCGUGCAUUCUUCGGAUGGGAGAUCUUUGUUGGAUUUGCAUCAUCAGUCCUUCCUGUUGUUAUUGUGUCUCGGGAGUUUAGUAAUAACCUUGCAUCUCCAGAGCUCCAAUCUCUCUCUGUCUUAUUCAUCUGGAUCUUUAUCGCUUUACAGCUUCGUGUCAUUGAAAGUAUCGGCAUUUUCAUGGCAGCUACUGACAUUCUUACAGUCGCACUCAUGAACAGCGCCUAUGAAGAAACGUAUAAAAAUGCACGCGCCGCGUGGGUCAUGCAAGUGGCAGAGUUUAUGAUAGACUACACCUACCUCAUUCCAAAGGGUUUAUGGCUCGAGUCCAGUGAUCAUCCGUACAUUAUUUACAAGGCAUUCACUAGCAAGGUUGUCGAGCAGUCCAAAAAGAAUAACGUUCAGACGCUAGAUGAAAUGAAAGACGAAAUAACUAAGGAAUUCAGACAAAUACUCUCUGCUGAAUUGAAGAAGUUUGCGGAACAGUUAAAGGCAACUAAUCAUAGUAGAUAA
Molecule: messenger RNA, 1080 nt
Organism: Ambispora gerdemannii
Lineage: Eukaryota; Fungi; Glomeromycota; Glomeromycetes; Archaeosporales; Ambisporaceae
Source: the annotation of a GenBank genome assembly